Molecule: messenger RNA, 3612 nt
Organism: Eufriesea mexicana
Lineage: Eukaryota; Metazoa; Arthropoda; Insecta; Hymenoptera; Apidae
Product: RNA-binding protein 33
Exons: 11
Coding region: 190-3483 (1097 amino acids)
Molecular function (GO): RNA binding
Source: RefSeq, a predicted model, not a curated record
CACGAUUUGUACUAAAGUUGGUUGUAAUAUUAUAUUUGUUAUCAUAUUACAUUUGGCAUUAAUUCGAGUAAUCGAUAUAUGAGGUUGAUAUAUCGAAAGUAACAGUCGAUGUGACCUACGCAACGCUUGCUAUCGCGUAGCCAUCAUAGAUUGCAGACUUUCACUUAAGUAUCUGAAAGUGGAUGUACAAUGUCGGAACAUGAUGAUACCUUAUUGGAUGAAGAUCUUGGAGAUGAAGAAUAUGAUCUAGGCAAUGAUGAAGAGGAAGCUCUUCUGGCAGACGACUAUGAAUUGGAGAGGCAGAAUAGCUAUAAGGGAGAAGAGGAGACAGAUGAUGUACUGGACAUAGGAGUAACCGAUGCACUCGACGACUUAGAUGGUGAAGAUGAAAACAUAGAAUUUAAUAGGAGCAAAACUGAUAGAAGCAACGACAAUGAUUUUUACGAGGACAGAGAUCACCUAGAGGCUCAGUCGAAAUAUUACGAACAGGACGAAAUUAAUGAAUACAAAAGCGAGCAAUCGCGACAACAUGACGAACGUUCUACGAUCGAUAGUAUUAAUACUUCGAAUAAUAUCGAAAAGGGAGAUCUACGGGAGAAGCUGCAGAAAAAUGCAAAAAUCUAUUCUGGGAAUGGACAAGGAUUGGAAGAUGAUGAAUGCGAAGAAGCCAAAGAAAGAAGGAACAGGUUUCAAAACGAAAGAACUAUUGUUUCUUCAAAAAUGAAUAAUCAUAUACCAGAUACUUUGGAAAAUGUGGUAACGUCGGAACCAUCAAAGCUGAUAUCUAGAGGCCGCGGAAGAGGCCGAAGUACAAGAGGAAGUCGCGGAGGAAGAUUUAAUACUCAAAAUUCAGGAAAUUUUAAUCUAAGGUUCAGUAAUACACGCAAUGCCAACUUCGAUAAUCAACAACCAGCAGCGUGCAGGCCACCUUUGCUCGAGACUCGGCCACCUUUUCUCCUCGGAGUACCAAACAAUAUGCAAAAUCAACAGAUUAUUUAUCAGCAACAAAAUUCUCAAAUACAACCUUUCCAGCACUAUUCCCCAAAUGGUUCGCUCCAAGGUCCAUCACAUUUUGUAGAUAAUAGACCACAAUUCAAUCCUAACCAAUUUCAAAAUCAAGUGAAUCCUAGAAUAAUUGGACCAAGGUUAGAUUAUGGACCUCGAGCUGGCUUGUCGGGAUCCCUUCAAGGACCGUCUUACAAUCAUCCAUCGAAUCAAUCACCAUACGUCCAAAUUCAACCGGGACCAACAGCAGUCACGGCCCCCUUUCAAAAUUCAACUGUCCUUAUGCAAGAUAAUCAGGCUCGAUUAAUACAAAAUAAUCAAGGCCCAUUAUUGCAAGGAAAUCCUGGAGGAACGCUCCUUGGAAAUUUAAAUUCAGUGGUACCUGGGACAUCGGCACCGUUGUUGCAGAAUAGCCAGCCUUUACCUCUACAAGGAUUUCCACGACAAGCUUCUUCUCAGGGACCACUCAUUAAUCAUCCUAAUGUCAAUCAAAUAUCAAAUCAAUCACACUUCGAGAAUAGACCACCUUUCCAAGAAGCAGCUCAAUUUGAAAACCGACCCAUUUAUGAUUCGAGGACGGGCUAUUCCGAUCAAGUAUCUACCAGCCAAUUUAAUACUAAUACGUUACCUGUACCGCAACAGUCCACUUCCAAUGUACCCAAUGUACCUUUACCUCCAGGGCACAAGAUUUUAAUCAAUCCUCACUUUCGAGGCGCCGUUCAAUCAACAAAUGAUGCAAGACUCGCCUGGGAUUCCACUCAACAACAAGCACCUAAUUUAUCAUCCCAAGUUCCUACUGGCCAGUUUUCACAACCCGUUAUCCCUUAUCAAAAUCAAAGUUCUUAUACUCAAACUCAACAAGGAACGCCAUAUUAUCAGCAAAAUUAUCAACAAAAUAAGAGCGACGAUCCUUAUGCAUAUUUUUCUGAUGUGUGGCAAGAAAAUAAGCCACAGAAGAAUCAAACUGCAACUCCAAAUAAGCAAUAUCCAUUAGAAAGUAGUUACUUACGAGACGGUAGCUAUGAGUCCAGUUCGAAAUAUAAGUCUGAUCAGUGGGAUCAAAAAAAUACUUAUCAGCAGGAUCACAGAGGAAUCCACCAAAAUUAUCGCGAUAGAGAUUUGUCAUCGAAAACCAAAAACGAUCAUAUUUCGAAAAGUAGGACUUUUUCAUCAACUGCGUAUCGUGAGAAUUAUGAUCAAAAUCACGUGCAGAAAUCCAAUAAUAGGCCAGUAAAUACGUCGAUAAGAACUAGAUUACCACAGAAAAGAAUUCCUGACUCCACAGAUAGACCUUUACGUGAUUUGAGCCCAAAAAGAAUAAAGCUUAGCAAUAGAAACCUCCAAGAAGUACGAACAGUAGAUACAUUAAAUAAUACGAAUAAUGAUAAAAAGGAUGAAGAAAAUGAUCCAGAAAUGCAGGAGUAUAGAAAAAAGAUGGAGGAACAGAAACGACUGAGGGAAAAGAUUCUACGUGAAAAGGAAAAUCGACGAAAGAUGGCUGCAAUGGAGAAACAAAAUGAUGAAGCUAAAAACGAAAGUAAUACCUCAAAUGAGAAUACACCGGAUGCAAAACCUAUAUCAGCACUUAUGGGAGUAGUAAAAGAUGCUUCCAUAAAUAAAGGACAUAGCAGUAUUGGAAGAGGACGUGGUCGUCCCGUCCAUGCUCAGUCUACAGAGGUUGCAGAGAAACCAUCGUGUGUACGAAUUGUCAGGACAAUGCAAACUGUACAACCUAAUGAUUCUAUAGAUUGUACAAAAGACACUAAUUCUGGACAUUUGAUUAAUCAAGUAAAUGAACAAAGUCAAUACAAUACAAAAGUGUUGAAUUCUCAAUCUGGAACACGAAGGAUUGUAAUUCAAAAACCAUUAUCAAAUACACAGAAGGUUGCUACCACCAUACAAAAAACGGUAUCGAACUUGCAGAAAGGACAACUACUGAUGCAAAAUAAAAUAGUUAAUAUUGCCCAGUAUUCAACUCAAAGAGUUGGCCAGAAUCAGGCUGAUAUAUUGAGAAAACUGACAAAUGUAGGACAGAAAGUUGUUGGUAGUUCACAGAGAAUUGUUAAACAAAAAUCACCAGGAAACCUUCAAAAAACUGUGAUUAAUGUACAAGAAAUAACAAAUGCCAAUACACAAAAAGUUGUCAGUACACAAAGUAACCAAAGAGUUGUACUUCAAAAAACACCAAUACAACAGAAAAAGAUACCGGAAAUAAGAACAAAUACAGUGAAAGUAGAGAAUUUAGCAGCAAGUACGUCUGAAGUACAAAUUAGACGUAUGUGUCAAGGCAUCGGAACAAUUGAGAGCAUACAAAUGGGUGAGCGCAGCGCAACGAUUGUGUUUAAGACGCAGUCUGCUGCUAUGGUGUUUCACAAGAAAUACCAGCGUAAAAUGCUAGACCUUUCGCUGAUAACUGUUCGCCUUGUACCGCAAUCAAGUGGAACUAAGACCAUGGCUACAGUUGUGAAAGUUUCUUAAAAAAUAUAUUAAACACAUCUAAUCUAGUGUAUUUCGAUAAACAAGAAAGAAGAAGUACAUAGUAUAUCCAUAUUUUUGUUUAAAAGUAACAGCAUUUUAUUUUAUUGAAGCAGCCUAUAUUUCAGGAAA